Molecule: messenger RNA, 980 nt
Organism: Bombina bombina (fire-bellied toad)
Lineage: Eukaryota; Metazoa; Chordata; Amphibia; Anura; Bombinatoridae
Gene: ERP27
Product: endoplasmic reticulum protein 27
Exons: 7
Coding region: 95-907 (270 amino acids)
Biological process (GO): response to endoplasmic reticulum stress; protein folding
Cellular component (GO): endoplasmic reticulum
Source: RefSeq, a predicted model, not a curated record
UUAUCUGUUAAAUGAACAAACAGGUGUUUCACUUGCAUUUUUUAGGUUGUUACUACUCAGCUUUCAGUCACUAGAAGGAAUCAGAACUGGGAGAAUGGCUCUGUAUUCUUGGAAUUUUAUGAUAAUUUUACUUCUAGCAAGAACUGUUUCUGGUCAGAAUGGUGAAAAUAGCACAAUAACCAAUGUUGUUAAAGAUCCUGAUAAUGAAGCUAAGGUCUUUGAUGAUAUCUCUGAAGCUACUGCGUUUAUUGAUUCUUCUGAAUUAGCAGUCAUUGCAUUUUUUCAGGAUUCAGAGUCAAAAGAAGAAGAGUACUUUAAAAAUCUUGUAAAGGAUAAUAAAGAAUGGGACUACGGUGUGAGUUACAGCAAAACUGUCUUGAAUCACUUCAACAUCACAAGCAACACGUUGUCCAUAUUCCGAAAGGUGGACAGUAAGAGAAUUGACUUAGAAAUGGAUGAAGUCAAAGACAUUAAUACUGUGAAGCUCUACCGUUUCCUGACUAUAAAUGAUUUAAGGCUGGUGACAGAAUAUAAUCCAAUGACAGCAAUUGGCAUCUUUGAGAGUCAAGUUAAAAUUCAUUUACUUUUGUUCAUGGAGAAAGGAUUUGAGAAGCAAGAAGAGACUCUAAUGGACUUCCGAAAAGCAGCAGAAGAUUUAAGAGGGAAGGUUCUGUUUAUAUCAGUGGAUGUAACUUUAAAAGGCAACGAGAAAGUUAUGUUCUAUUUUGGGCUGAGGAGAAAUGAUUUGCCAAAAGUAGCAAUUUAUAACUCGGAAGAUGAAAGCAAAAAAGUAAUGAAUACGGGCGAUAUAAAUGCUAAACAGCUGACAGAUUUCUGUUACAGAUUCCUGUCUGGGGAAAACAUGGAAGAAGAAUCAGAGCAGGAAGAAUUGAAGACUGAAUUGUAAUGAAUUAUACUGUGUUCUAUAAUGUAUUUGUCCCAUUAAAACUUGUAUUUACAAUAAAACAUUUUUCACAUUA